GACUAAAUUGCCACCAUGAGUACAGACGCAGAGAUGGAGGCUUAUGGCCCUGCAGCCAUUUACCUCCGGAAGACAGAAAAGGAGAGGAUUGAGGCUCAGACUGCUCCAUUUGAUGCCAAAACAGCUUACUUUGUGGUGGAUGCUGAUGAGAUGUAUCUCAAGUGCAAAGUUGUGAAGAGGGAGGGUGGCAAAGCAACUGUUGAAACAGAUGGAGGAAAGAGCGUAACUGUAAAAGAGGAUGACAUCCACCCCAGGAAUCCUCCAAAGUUCGAUAAAAUUGAGGACAUGGCCAUGAUGACCCACCUCAAUGAGCCUUGUGUGUUGUAUAACCUCAAAGAGCGUUAUGCAUCAUGGAUGAUCUACACAUACUCCGGGUUGUUCUGUGUGGUCGUGAAUCCCUACAAGUGGCUUCCAGUGUAUGAUGCUGUUGUUGUAGGAGCAUACAGAGGCAAGAAGAGGAUUGAGGCUCCACCCCACAUCUUCUCCAUCUCUGACAAUGCCUAUCAGUUCAUGCUCACUGAUCGUGAGAACCAGUCUAUCCUGAUUACCGGAGAAUCUGGUGCUGGGAAGACUGUCAACACCAAGCGUGUCAUCCAGUACUUUGCAACAAUUGCAGCUCUGGGUGGCAAAAAGGAGACACAAGCUGCUGGCAAAAUACAGGGCUCCCUUGAAGACCAAAUUGUUGCUGCCAACCCUCUGCUAGAAGCUUAUGGAAAUGCCAAGACAGUGAGGAAUGACAACUCUUCCCGUUUUGGUAAAUUCAUCAGGAUCCACUUUGGUACUAGUGGAAAACUGUCCUCAGCUGAUAUAGAAACAUAUCUGCUUGAGAAGUCCCGUGUUACCUUCCAGCUGUCUGCUGAGAGGAGCUACCAUAUCUUCUAUCAGCUUAUGACAGGCCACAAGCCUGAGCUCAUUGAUGCUCUGCUGAUUACCACCAACCCCUAUGACUACCCAAUGGUCAGCCAGGGUGAAAUCACUGUCAAGAGUAUCGAUGAUGUGGAAGAGUUCAUCGCUACAGAUACUGCUAUUGAUAUCUUGGGCUUCACUGCUGAUGAAAAGUUUAACAUCUACAAGCUCACUGGUGCUGUAAUCCAUCAUGGCAACAUGAAGUUCAAGCAGAAGCAGCGUGAGGAGCAGGCUGAACCUGACGGUACUGAGGUGGCUGAUAAAAUCGCCUACCUCCUGGGUCUGAACUCAGCUGAUAUGCUGAAGGCUCUGUGCUACCCAAGAGUCAAAGUCGGAAAUGAGAUGGUCACCAAAGGUCAAACUGUCCCACAGGUCAACAAUUCAGUCAGCGCUCUGUGCAAAUCUAUCUAUGAGAAAAUGUUCUUGUGGAUGGUCAUCCGUAUCAAUGAGAUGCUGGACACAAAGCAGUCAAGAGCCUUCUUCAUUGGAGUCCUGGACAUUGCUGGAUUCGAGAUCUUUGAUUACAACAGCUUGGAACAGCUCUGCAUCAACUUCACGAAUGAGAAACUGCAACAGUUCUUCAACCACCACAUGUUUGUCCUGGAGCAAGAGGAAUACAAGAAAGAAGGCAUUGAGUGGGAAUUCAUUGACUUUGGUAUGGACUUGGCAGCCUGCAUUGAGCUCAUUGAGAAGCCAUUAGGCAUCUUCUCCAUCCUUGAAGAGGAAUGCAUGUUCCCCAAAGCCUCCGAUACAACUUUCAAGAACAAGCUGGUUGAUCAGCAUCUUGGCAAGAACAAGGCCUUUGAGAAGCCAAAGCCUGGAAAGGGCAAAGCUGAGGCUCACUUCUCCCUGGUUCACUAUGCUGGUACAGUGGACUACAACAUCACUGGCUGGCUGGACAAGAACAAGGACCCACUGAACGAUUCAGUGGUUCAGCUCUACCAGAAGUCUGCAAACAAACUGCUCUGCUUCCUGUAUGCAGCUCAUGCAGGAGCUGAGGCUGAGGCUGCUGGUGGAAAGAAGGGUGGGAAGAAGAAGGGUGGUUCCUUCCAGACUGUGUCUGCUCUGUUCAGGGAGAACUUGGGCAAGCUGAUGACCAACUUGAGGAGCACUCAUCCUCACUUUGUGCGUUGCCUGAUUCCCAAUGAAUCAAAGACCCCAGGUCUUAUGGAGAACUUCUUGGUCAUCCACCAGCUGAGGUGUAACGGUGUACUGGAGGGCAUCAGAAUCUGCAGAAAGGGCUUCCCCAGCAGAAUCCUCUAUGGUGACUUCAAGCAGAGAUACAAAGUAUUGAAUGCCAGCGUCAUCCCUGAGGGACAGUUUAUUGACAACAAGAAGGCUUCAGAGAAACUGCUGGGCUCUAUUGAUGUGGACCAUACUCAGUACAAGUUUGGACACACUAAGGUGUUCUUCAAAGCUGGUCUUCUGGGAACUCUUGAGGAGAUGAGAGAUGAGAAACUGGCUGAGCUGGUCACCAUGACUCAGGCUCUCUGCAGAGGAUAUGUCAUGAGGAAGGAGUUUGUUAAGAUGAUGGAGAGGAGAGAGGCUAUCUACACCAUCCAGUACAACAUCCGUUCAUUCAUGAAUGUGAAGAACUGGCCAUGGAUGACUCUGUACUUCAAGAUCAAGCCUCUCCUGAAGAGCGCUGAGACUGAGAAGGAGCUGCAGCAGAUGAAGGAGAACUAUGACAAGAUGAAAUCAGACUUGACUACUGCUUUGGCCAAAAAGAAGGAACUGGAGGAGAAGAUGGUCUCCUUGCUCCAGGAGAAGAAUGACUUGCAGCUCCAAGUGGCUGCAGAAGUUGAGAGCCUUUCAGAUGCAGAGGAAAGAUGUGAAGGGCUGAUUAAGAGCAAGAUCCAGCUUGAGGCCAAACUCAAGGAGACAACUGAGAGACUGGAGGAUGAAGAGGAAAUCAAUGCUGAGCUGACUGCAAAGAAGAGGAAGCUGGAGGAUGAAUGCUCUGAGCUGAAGAAGGACAUUGAUGACUUAGAGCUCACCUUGGCUAAAGUGGAGAAGGAGAAACAUGCCACUGAAAAUAAGGUGAAAAACCUGACAGAGGAGAUGGCUACUCAGGAUGAGGCCAUUGCCAAGUUGACCAAGGAGAAGAAAGCCCUCCAAGAGGCCCAUCAGCAAACACUGGAUGAUCUCCAGACAGAGGAAGACAAAGUCAACACUCUGACCAAGGCCAAGACAAAGCUGGAACAGCAAGUGGACGAUCUUGAGGGUUCACUGGAGCAAGAGAAGAAGCUCCGUAUGGACCUUGAGAGAGCCAAGAGGAAGCUUGAAGGAGAUCUGAAGCUGGCCCAGGAAUCCAUCAUGGAUCUGGAGAAUGACAAGCAGCAGUCUGAUGAGAAAAUCAAGAAGAAGGACUUUGAAAUCAGCCAACUUCUCAGCAAGAUAGAAGAUGAACAGUCGCUUGGUGCUCAGCUUCAGAAAAAGAUCAAGGAGCUCCAGGCUCGCAUUGAGGAGCUAGAAGAGGAGAUUGAGGCUGAGAGAGCUGCUCGGGCUAAGGUUGAGAAGCAGAGAGCUGAUCUCUCAAGAGAGCUGGAGGAGAUCAGUGAGAGGCUUGAGGAAGCUGGAGGAGCAACCGCUGCUCAGAUUGAGAUGAACAAGAAGCGUGAGGCUGAGUUCCAGAAGUUGCGCAGGGACCUUGAAGAAUCCACCCUGCAGCAUGAAUCCACCGCAGCAGCUCUUCGCAAGAAGCAGGCCGACAGCGUUGCUGAGCUGGGAGAACAGAUCGACAACCUGCAGCGUGUUAAGCAGAAGCUGGAGAAGGAGAAGAGUGAGUACAAGAUGGAGAUUGAUGACCUGUCCAGCAACAUGGAGGCUGUUGCCAAGGCAAAGGGCAAUCUGGAGAAAAUGUGCAGGACUCUUGAAGACCAACUGAGUGAAAUCAAAGCUAAAAAUGAUGAGAAUGUUCGCCAACUGUAUGACAUUAAUGCACAGAAAGCAAGACUCCAGACAGAGAAUGGUGAAUUUGGUCGGCAGCUUGAGGAGAAAGAAUCUCUUGUUUCUCAGCUGACAAGAGGCAAGCAGGCUUUCACUCAGCAGAUUGAGGAGCUCAGGAGACACAUUGAGGAGGAAGUGAAGGCUAAGAAUGCCCUGGCCCAUGCUGUUCAGUCGGCCCGCCAUGACUGUGAUCUGCUCAGAGAGCAGUUUGAGGAGGAGCAGGAGGCCAAGGCUGAGCUGCAGAGAGGCAUGUCUAAGGCCAACAGUGAGGUGGCUCAGUGGAGGUCCAAAUAUGAGACUGAUGCCAUUCAACGCACUGAGGAGCUGGAGGAGGGCAAGAAAAAGCUUGCCCAGCGCUUGCAGGAGGCUGAGGAGUCCAUUGAAGCUGUGAACUCCAAGUGUGCCUCUUUGGAGAAGACCAAGCAGAGGCUCCAGGGUGAGGUGGAGGACCUCAUGAUUGAUGUGGAGAGAGCUAAUGCUCUGGCUGCCAACCUUGACAAGAAGCAGAGGAACUUUGACAAGGUCCUGGCAGAGUGGAAGCAAAAGUAUGAGGAGAGCCAGGCUGAGCUGGAAGGAGCCCAAAAGGAGGCUCGUUCUCUGAGCACUGAGCUGUUCAAGAUGAAGAACUCCUAUGAAGAGGCGCUGGAUCAGCUGGAGACCAUGAAGAGAGAGAACAAGAACCUGCAGCAGGAGAUCUCAGAUCUGACUGAACAGAUCGGUGAGACUGGAAAGAGUAUCCAUGAGCUGGAGAAAGCUAAAAAGACAGUGGAGACUGAGAAGUCUGAAAUUCAGGCUGCACUGGAAGAAGCAGAGGGCACUCUGGAACAUGAAGAGUCUAAGAUUCUCCGCAUCCAGCUGGAGCUCAACCAGGUCAAGAGCGAGAUUGACAGGAAGCUGGCAGAAAAAGAUGAAGAAAUGGAGCAGAUUAAGAGAAACAGCCAAAGGAUGACUGACUCCAUGCAGAGCACUCUUGAUGCCGAGGUCAGGAGCAGGAAUGAUGCUCUGAGAGUCAAGAAGAAGAUGGAGGGAGACCUGAACGAGAUGGAGAUUCAGCUGAGCCAUGCCAACAGGCAGGCUGCUGAGGCCCAGAAACAACUGAGGAACGUCCAAGGACAACUCAAGGACGCCCAACUGCACCUUGAUGAUGCCCUCAGAGGACAAGAGGACAUGAAGGAGCAGGUGGCCAUGGUGGAGCGCAGGAACGGUCUGAUGGUGGCUGAGAUUGAGGAGCUUAGAGCCGCUCUGGAGCAGACAGAAAGAGCACGUAAAGUGGCUGAGCAGGAGUUGGUUGAUGCCAGUGAGCGUGUCGGACUGCUUCACUCUCAGAACACCAGCCUUCUGAACACCAAGAAGAAGCUGGAAAGUGAUCUGGUACAGGUUCAGGGUGAAGUGGACGAUGCUGUUCAGGAAGCAAGAAACGCUGAGGAUAAGGCCAAAAAGGCUAUUACUGAUGCUGCCAUGAUGGCUGAGGAGCUGAAGAAGGAGCAGGACACCAGUGCUCACCUGGAGAGGAUGAAGAAGAACCUGGAGGUCACAGUCAAGGACCUGCAGCAUCGCCUGGAUGAGGCUGAGAAUCUUGCCAUGAAGGGUGGCAAGAAGCAGCUCCAGAAACUGGAGCAGAGGGUUUGUGAAUUGGAGUCUGAAGUUGAAGGUGAACAGAGACGUGGAGCUGAUGCUGUUAAAGGAGUCCGCAAAUAUGAGAGUAGAGUUAAGGAGCUGACCUACCAGACUGAGGAGGACAAGAAGAAUUUGGCAAGACUUCUGGACCUUGUGGACAAGCUACAGCUUAAAGUUAAGACCUACAAGAGACAGGCUGAGGAGGCGGAGGAGCAGGAGGCCAAGGCUGAGCUGCAGAGAGGCAUGUCUAAGGCCAACACUGAGGUGGCUCAGUGGAGGUCCAAAUAUGAGACUGAUGCCAUUCAGCGCACUGAGGAGCUGGAGGAGGCCAAGAAAAAGCUUGCCCAGCGUUUGCAGGAGGCUGAGGAGUCCAUUGAAGCUGUGAACUCUAAGUGCGCCUCUUUAGAGAAGACCAAGCAGAGGCUCCAGGGUGAGGUGGAGGACCUCAUGAUUGAUGUGGAGAGAGCUAAUUCUCUGGCUGCCAACCUUGACAAGAAGCAGAGGAACUUUGACAAGGUCCUGGCAGAGUGGAAGCAGAAGUAUGAGGAGAGCCAGGCUGAGCUGGAAGGAGCCCAAAAGGAGGCUCGUUCUCUGAGCACUGAGCUGUUCAAGAUGAAGAACUCCUAUGAAGAGGCGCUCGAUCAGCUGGAGACCAUGAAGAGAGAGAACAAGAACCUGCAGCAGGAGAUCUCAGAUCUGACUGAACAGAUAGGUGAGACUGGAAAGAGUAUCCAUGAGCUGGAGAAAGCUAAAAAGACAGUGGAGACUGAGAAGUCUGAAAUUCAGGCUGCACUGGAAGAAGCAGAGGGCACUCUGGAACAUGAAGAGUCUAAGAUUCUCCGCGUCCAGCUGGAGCUCAACCAGGUCAAGAGUGAGAUUGACAGGAAGCUGGCAGAAAAAGAUGAAGAAAUGGAGCAGAUUAAGAGAAACAGCCAAAGGAUGACUGACUCCAUGCAGAGCACUCUUGAUGCCGAGGUCAGGAGCAGGAAUGAUGCUCUGAGAGUCAAGAAGAAGAUGGAGGGAGACCUGAACGAGAUGGAGAUUCAGCUGAGCCAUGCCAACAGGCAGGCUGCUGAGGCCCAGAAACAACUGAGGAACGUCCAAGGACAACUCAAGGAUGCCCAACUGCACCUUGAUGAUGCCCUCAGAGGACAAGAGGACAUGAAGGAGCAGGUGGCCAUGGUGGAGCGCAGGAACGGUCUGAUGGUGGCUGAGAUUGAAGAGCUUAGAGCCGCUCUGGAGCAGACAGAAAGAGCACGUAAAGUGGCUGAGCAGGAGUUGGUUGAUGCCAGUGAGCGUGUCGGACUGCUUCACUCUCAGAACACCAGCCUUCUGAACACCAAGAAGAAGCUGGAAAGUGAUCUGGUCCAGGUUCAGGGUGAAGUGGACGAUGCUGUUCAGGAAGCAAGAAACGCUGAGGAUAAGGCCAAAAAGGCUAUCACUGAUGCUGCCAUGAUGGCUGAGGAGCUGAAGAAGGAGCAGGACACAAGUUCUCACCUGGAGAGGAUGAAAAAGAACCUGGAGGUCACAGUCAAAGACCUGCAGCAUCGCCUGGAUGAGGCUGAGAACCUCGCCAUGAAGGGUGGCAAGAAGCAGCUCCAGAAACUGGAGCAGAGGGUUCGUGAAUUGGAGUCUGAAGUUGAAGGUGAGCAGAGACGUGGAGCUGAUGCUGUUAAAGGAGUCCGCAAAUAUGAGAGGAGAGUUAAGGAGCUGACCUACCAGACUGAGGAGGACAAGAAGAAUUUGGCAAGGCUUCAGGACCUUGUGGACAAGCUACAGCUUAAAGUUAAGACCUACAAGAGACAGGCUGAGGAGGCGGAGGAGCAGGCCAACACCCAUAUGUCUAGGCUGAGGAAGGUCCAGCAUGAGAUGGAAGAAGCCCAGGAGCGUGCUGACAUCGCUGAGUCUCAGGUCAACAAGCUCAGAGUCAAGAGCCGUGAUGCUGGAAAGAGUGAUUCUGCUGAAUAAGAGACCAGACCUUAAUGGAGCUUUUCAACAGAGUUCAUAAAAUAUGAAUCAAAAGUUGAAUUAUUUUUCCACUGUAAAAUCUAAAUAAAAACUAAGCAUUA
Molecule: messenger RNA, 7541 nt
Organism: Girardinichthys multiradiatus
Lineage: Eukaryota; Metazoa; Chordata; Actinopteri; Cyprinodontiformes; Goodeidae
Product: myosin heavy chain, fast skeletal muscle-like
Exons: 49
Coding region: 16-7440 (2474 amino acids)
Cellular component (GO): myosin complex
Molecular function (GO): cytoskeletal motor activity; actin filament binding; ATP binding
Source: RefSeq, a predicted model, not a curated record